AUGACUUCUAAAUUACAAGGAUUAUCUAUUGGUAAAAUGUCUAUGAAUUUUACUUAUCUCGAUGUUAAUCAAUGGGAACAAUUAAUAUCACAACAUAUACCUUAUUUAAGUAAAUUUCAAUUCGAAUAUUAUGAAAAGAUGCCAAGACAUGUGCUCAAUUCUUCCAUACUAUCUUCUCAAAGUAUUCAACUUAUUAUUAGCAAUAUUGAUGAAAGGGAUUAUGACAUUUUACUCAAUGAUUAUAUUAAAUCUAUUAUCAUUUCAACUAGCAUUACCUGUUUAACUAUAAAUAGUAGUAUGAUAUCUUGUGUAUUGACCGAACUAUUGGAAAUUUUACACAAUCUUGAUUCAUUGACAAUUUCAUAUUCGAGUCGAUUGUUAAAAUUACAUGGAUGCAGUCAACAAUCAAAACAUCAUAAUUUAUCGACUACUAUGAAUAUUACAAAAGUCAAUAGGUGUUAUGUGACAAAAAUCGAACAAGUUGAUUUUAUUCUUAAGUUUUGUCCUCAUAUACAAUAUUUACAAGUAGAAUGUACAAAUGAUAUUGAACUAUCAUCACUUAUUCGAUUUAUUUUUAUUGAAAAUAAUGCAUAUAUUAAAGAUCUUGUUUCAUUAUGUUUAUGGAUAUGGAAAAAUAAAUCGAGUCGUAGUACUGAUCAUUUGAGGGAAGAAACGCCAAUUUUGCUACAAUAUCAUGAAAAUUCGAGAACAGAUUCAUCACAUAAAGGAAAAAAUGACAAGGAAGAAAAUAUGAGAAAAACUAAUAAGACUCAUCGAUCAAAUUCGUUUAAUGAACUUGAUUCAAAUGAAGAGAGAAAUAUUUCAAUAAAUUCAUCUGUUUUUCAACGUCCAUGGUAUUGUCGAUUAUGUCAAACAUUAAAUCAAAUUGAUACUCCAUCAUGUUCUUGUUGUGGUUCAAAUAAAGUAAAUGUCUAUAUUCCUAUCAGGAAUCAUAUCAAUAAAACAACUAUUCAAAAUAACUCAUUGCCUUCCAAUAAUAAUCCAGUGACAUAUCGUCAUCAAAAUUCAAAUGAUCAUGUCAAUAAUGAGAAUAUUCUUGAAGAUAAUAUUUAUCGGCGUAGCGUUCUUAUAACACACAAACGUCAAGCUGAUGAACAUAUUGCUUCAAAAACGUUUGAAAAACUUCUCAAUAGUUUAACAUUGUCCGAUAGGCAAUUUGAAGAUGAAACUUUUCCAGCAUCAUCUCAAUCACUUUUUAUUAAUGGAAAUUCACUUUCACAAUCGACCUUAGCUUUCUUACCUGAUCAACAAACUGAUGUCUCAUCCAAUCAUCAUAUUCACUGGUUGAGACCUGAUCAAAUAAAUCCACCUGAAUGGAAUGAAAAUCUAAAAAAGCAAUGGACAGUUUUUAGAAAUCCAAAACCAAAUGAUGUUCUUCAAGGAGCGUUAGGUGAUUGUUGGUUUAUCACUGCGUUGAGUGUUCUUGCUGAAGAACCUGAAUAUUUAAUGAAAGUACUGAUUACAAAAGAGUAUAAUCAUCAAGGAAUAUAUUAUGUUCGAUUAUGUAAAGAUGGUGAAUGGACACAAAUUGUUGUUGAUGAUCGUCUACCGUGUACGCUAAAUAAACGAUUAGCCUAUUCUCAAGCACGUCGAAAGCAACUUUGGGUUCCAUUAAUUGAAAAAGCUUUAGCAAAAUUAAAUGGUAGUUAUGAAUCAAUUAUUGCUGGUCGUUGUUGUGAAGGUUUAUCAACAGUAACAGGAAGUCCAUGUGACACAUUAAUUCUUGGUCGAACCAAUAAUCCAGAUGAUAAAAAUGUUGAUCUUGAUAAAUUAUGGAUGAAAUUGUUACGUGCACAUUCGCAAAGAUUUUUAAUGUGUGCCAUGUGUAGUAAUAAUCGUAUUGCAAAACAAGAAUUUAAAAAUUGCGGUUUACUUAAUAUUCAUGCUUAUUCAUUACAAGAUGUUAAACAAUCAAACGAUGGAAAAUAUAGAUUAAUUAAAUUAAGAAAUCCAUGGGGUGGAAAAUAUACAUGGAUUGGUGAUUGGUCCGAUGAUUGUCUUUUAUGGAAUGAAAAUCCAGAUUUACAUCGAGAGUUAUUAAAAGAAAAACGAAGUAAAAGAGAUGGAGUAUUUUGGAUGCCAUUUGAGUCAUUUGUAAAAUAUUUCGAGUGUGUUGAUAUUUGUAAAAUAAGACCAGAUUGGUAUGAAGUUAGAGAUUCAGGUAAUUUUUAUCCUGAACAAGGAAUGAUGCAAGCUUAUUAUUUACAUAUUAAAACUGCAACUGAACUCGAUAUAACACUUCAUAGGAAAAUAAGUAAAAAUCUUCGCAUUCAACGAAGUGAUGUUAGUCUUUGCGUUGCUAUUGUUAAUAUGGAAGAGAAAGCUCAUGGAAGUUAUAGAAUUUGUACAAUUCCAAUAAUAAGUCAACUUGGUCAACAUAAAUUUGUUUCAACUGAUGGUAAUCUUCAACCGGGAAAUUAUAUUAUUUUACCUUUCCUUUUUAAUCCUGUCAACAAACAUGUUGAUAGUACAGAAUUUAAUAUAGCUGUUCACAGUUCUCAUUCAAUAGAUCUUGAACGUAGGAAAAUUCCAUUAAGAAUUCAACGAGAAUUUUUAAUAAAACUUUGUAUCAUUUAUGGUGAACCAGUAGUUAAAGAAAAUCGAACUGAAAAUGAAUUAAACGAUGGAGUUAAAAUUUAUGAAUUAAAAAAAUAUUGGGAUGGUCUUAUUUUACUUGUUGAAAAUCGAAAUUUAAACCAAAAUCUUCAUUUUCAUUUUCGUUGUACUCUAUCACAAAAUGCGUGCAUGUCAAGGAAAGAUUCUCAUCAUCAAUUAUAUGAUGUUAUUCCAUCGAUGCAUCGACAAAUUAUUGUUACAAUUUCAAGAAAAAAUUCUUCGCAUUCAAUUACAAUUGGACAUGAUUUUCAAUAUGAUCUUUCAUCACAAAAUUUUAUUAAAAAUUCUCAAGUUAAUAAACAAACACAUUCACCAAUUAUAGAUGAAUCAAUAUUUAGUGAAGAUAUUCAUUUACCACAGCCAAUUUCCAAUGUUAAAAUACGUUAA
Messenger RNA from Rotaria socialis, 3024 nucleotides. The record is from the annotation of a GenBank genome assembly. NCBI's taxonomy places the organism in Eukaryota, Metazoa, Rotifera, Eurotatoria, Philodinida, Philodinidae.